AUGUCCCUCGUUCGAUUGGCAUCGAUUAAGUUCGGUAUGGUCUUGGGUAUCUUGAAGUUCCGCGGUUCCAAACCGAUUAAAUGCUUCGCUGCCACCCCAGCCAUGACCAAGUUUGCCAAGAACUGGUUGAAACCAGUCGCAAAUUCCGAAGCCUGGUCGGUACGCACACCCAGGGGCCAGCGGUAUGAUGGAAGUUCUUCUAUCAUGAAGGAUAGUGACCCCAUAAAAAUGAAUAUCAACAGCUACGUUGGUGCUGAUACAUAUUCUUUCAUGGUUAAGAUAGCGGGCUUCGAGUUUGUAAUAUGUGACACCAUAGCGCAUGAUCGCCUAUACCACGCCUCGGGUUUUCAGUGCCCAGACACUUGGUAA
This is a messenger RNA of Penicillium psychrosexuale, 369 nucleotides long. RefSeq lists its product as uncharacterized. Lineage: Eukaryota; Fungi; Ascomycota; Eurotiomycetes; Eurotiales; Aspergillaceae. The record is from RefSeq and is a predicted model, not a curated record. The coding region runs from base 1 to 369 and encodes 122 amino acids. The transcript is spliced from 2 exons.